CUAGUGUUUCUGUGUGAGAGAAGCCGACUCUUGUUUACAGCAGAGAUUCCACGGAGCAGCGGAGACCCACAGCCUACGUUAACCGAGGGCGAACCGUAGGAUUUCAGCCUCUGGAUCAACGUGUUUUCUCCCUUUUAUGAGGAUAAAGGCUAAACACGAAACACUCGCAAAGGGCAACUCCUUGUGGACACAUUCUCCCUCCCACCCGAGCCGAGGUCGUCUAGCUGGAGACCCAUUCUCUUGCGUGGCACAAGUCUGGUAUUUUCUUUCAGCUGCAAAUCCCGACAGACGACAGAGAUAAGUCCGACCCGAGGAGCUGGAAAAUCGGUUUAAAAAGCGACUUUCUCACCGCGGGCCAGGACUGCUUGGUGGCGGGAUCGAGAACCUGUGCGGGUUGAAUGGCAUAAGCGAAAGAAGGUUUUUCAUUCAUUUUUCAACCUCGCAGCCACCACCCCUGUGUAUCUGGACGUGUUUUCUGCCCCACUCCUCCCCUCAUACACAGGCAUUCACACGGGGGUUCUUGUCAGCAACACUGGCGUUAAUUUAUUAUGAUGGUGAAGGCUUCUAACAACACUAUUUAGUCUGAUGUUUUUUUCAUAUUGUUAUUGCCAGGCCUGAUCACACUGUACGCGCACUGCUGUUUUCAAGAGAUGGAGACUGAAGAUGGGGAUUACCAUCAUUUAUCCGGUAAAAUCGCUGGCUUGUGUGCCAUACCAGCCGACGUCAAAGUAUCCUGUGAUUGGCAAAAAUAGCAGACUGUUUUAAUUUUUUUUUCUUCAAAGGAAUUCCCUGUUAUAACGAUUUGUACACAUUUAUUUAUAUAUAUUUUUUAGAGCAAAUCCUGGAAGCCACGCAGGCUACAGAGUAGCGUUUUUUUGGGGGGGCUACAGACACAUUCAUUCACCCCUCCCCUCUUUUCAUAUUCUUCUAUGAGGAGCUGGUGUGUGCAACCUUCAUAAUUUUAUUUCAAUUUUUAUCCCUGCCUUAAGGGUUUUUGAGAGGGGAAUAAUGUUAAGGAACAUGAGAUCUGGCACACGGAUGGGUAGCCCGACCUUGUUUUGGGGUCUGAUGCUGUCUGUCUCCACUAUCUGCAUCUGGUCCACACAUGGAGAGAUCUGUGGUCCGAGUAUCGACAUCCGAAAUGAGAUUGGCGAGUUCAAGCGGCUGGAAAACUGUACGGUGGUGGAGGGCUACCUGCGGAUCCUCCUCAUCAACGACAAGACCAACAACUUCCACCAGGAGGCCUUCCGCUCCCUCAGCUUCCCAAAGCUGACCAUCAUCACCGACUACCUGCUGCUGUUCCGCGUCUCGGGCCUGGACAGCCUCAGCUUGCUCUUCCCUAACCUGAGUGUCAUCCGGGGCCACAAUCUCUUCUACAACUACGCCCUUGUGAUCUACGAGAUGACCAGCCUGAAGGACAUCGGCCUGUACAACCUGAGGAACAUCACCCGCGGAGCCGUGCGGAUUGAAAAGAACCCUGAGCUCUGCUACCUGGACUCGGUAGACUGGUCUCUUAUUAUGGAUGCUGGAACCAACAACAUUAUCAAUGGGAAUAAGAAGCCAAAGGAGUGUGACAAUGUCUGCCCAGGAAUCAUGGAGGAUAACCCUCUUUGUCAGCGGACGUUGUUAAAAGACAAGUACAACUACCGCUGUUGGACCUCCAACCAGUGCCAGAAAGUAUGCCCAGAACACUGCAAGUUUUCCUGUACAGACAAGGGAGAGUGUUGCCACAGCCAGUGCCUGGGAAGCUGUACUGAACCCAACAACGACAUGGCCUGCGCCGGCUGCCUCCACUACUACCACGAGGGUCACUGUGUGCCAGACUGUCCCCGAGACACUUACAAGUUUGAGGGCUGGCGCUGCAUCACCAUGGACCUUUGCUCCCAAGUGCACCUGCCCGGCGACACUCACUUUGUCAUCCACGGGGGAGAAUGUAUGCCCGACUGCCCCUCUGGCUUCACACGCAACGAGACUAAUCGUAUGUUAUGCAAUGCCUGCAAUGGCCCGUGUGAUAAGCCCUGCUCAUCCCCUGUCAUCGACUCUGUUGAUGCUGCCCAGUCCCUGAAGGACUGCACUGUCAUCGAAGGCAACCUGGACAUCAACAUCCGCCGUGGAAAUAACAUAGCGUCUGAGCUGGAGAGCUUCAUGGGAUUGAUUCAGAAAGUGACGGGCUAUGUAAAGAUUCGACACUCCCACGCACUUGGCUCGCUGUCCUUCCUCAAAAGCCUGCGUUACAUCAAUGGGCAAGAACUCAUCGACAACAUGUAUUCGUUCUCUGCCAUCAACAACCAGCACCUCCAGUACCUUUGGGACUGGAGUCAGCACAACCUGACUAUUGGGAAUGGACGUCUCUUCUUCCGUCAAAACCCCAAACUCUGCAUGUCUGAGAUCCACAAGAUGUGGGAGAAGACGGGCAUUGCUGUGAAGCCAGAGGAGGGAGAUUUCCGUAACAACGGUGAAAGAGCCAGCUGUGAAAGCCAUAUCUUGAAGUUCAAGUCUAACAUUACAUCAAGUCAUACGAUCAGGCUGACAUGGGAGCGCUACCGGCCGCCGGACUACAGCGACCUUAUCAGCUUCAUAGUCUACUACAAGGAGUCCCCUUUCCAGAACAUCACAGAGUUUGACGGGCAGGAUGGCUGUGGCUCAAACAGCUGGCACAUGGUGGAUGUUGAUUUCCCUCAGGAUAAAAACAAUGACCCAAACGUCAGUCUUCAACACCUCAAGCCCUGGACCCAGUAUGCUAUUUUUGUGAAGGCCAUUACCCUGCAGGUGAAGGACAAACACAUUGCCGGAGCAAAGAGUGGUAUAAUCUAUGUUCGCACACGCCCAUCGCCGCCGUCUAUGCCCAAAGAUGCCCGUGCAUAUGCCAACUCUUCAACCAGGCUCAUGGUGAAGUGGUCACCUCCAGCCUUUCCCAACGGCAAUCUGACCUACUACCUGGUCCGCUGGCAGCAGCAGCCUGAGGACAGGGAGCUCUACCAACAUAACUACUGCUCCAAAGAGUUGAAGAUUCCGAUCCGUAUCCCAGCCACAGCGUUCACGGACAUGGAAGAGAACACCAAGCCCACCAAGUCAGACCUGGCAGGCGCAGAGAAGGGCACAUGCUGUGCUUGCCAGAAGACGCCUGAGGAGAAAGACCAGGAGAAGGAUGACCGGGUCUUUUUUAAAAUGUUCGAGAACUUCCUUCACAAUGUCAUCUUUCUGCCGAGACCUCCAGAUCGUCGACGUAGAGAUGUUUUUGGUGUGGCUAACAACACACUGCUGCGUGAGGGUGUUGGUAGGGGAAACACCACCCUUGGCCCGUGGGAUAACAGUACAGAUGGCAUUCCUCCUAUCAAGGAGUACCCCUUCUCAGAUGACAAGAGCACAGCAGAAUAUUUAGAGAUCCCCAACCUGCGGCCCUUCACUGUCUACCGCAUUGACAUCCAUGCAUGCAACGAGGAGGUGGGGCGCUGCAGCGCUGGAGCCUUCGUCUUCUCCAGGACCAAACCUGCAGUCAAAGCAGAUGACAUCCCUGGAAAGGUGAUCUCUGAGAGGAGUGAGGAGGUUGUAGGUUGUGUGUUGCUGCACUGGCCAGAACCCGUCAUGCCAAACGGACUCAUCCUGAUGUAUGAGAUCAAGUUCGGUCUGGGGACUGAGCCUGAGAAACACGAGUGUGUGUCGCGGCAGCAGUACCGGGAGCACAGAGGAGCUCGGCUGACCAACCUGGGCUCAGGGAAUUACUCUGCUCGCGUGCGCGCCACUUCGCUAGCGGGGAACGGCUCCUGGACAGAGAGCGUGUCCUUCUAUGUGCCUCCGCCCAUACCAGGCGAUGAUGUUACGUUCUACUUGGUCAUCAUAAUUCCCAUCAUUGUGAUACUUUUCAUCGCCAGCCUCACCACGAUUCUCUACUUUGUGAACAAAAAGAGGAACAGCGACAGAUUGGGGAAUGGAGUCCUUUAUGCGUCUGUCAACCCCGAGUAUUUCAGUGCUGCUGAGAUGUACGUCCCAGAUGAGUGGGAGGUGGCCAGGGAGAAGAUCACAAUACACAAGGAGCUAGGCCAGGGCUCUUUCGGCAUGGUGUACGAAGGCAUCGCCAAGGGAGUGGUGAAGGAUGAACCCGAGACACGAGUGGCCAUCAAGACGGUCAAUGAGUCGGCCAGCAUGAGGGAGCGCAUUGAGUUCUUGAACGAAGCCUCUGUCAUGAAGGAGUUUAACUGUCACCAUGUGGUGCGGCUGCUGGGCGUGGUCUCACAGGGACAGCCUACCUUGGUGAUUAUGGAGCUGAUGACCCGUGGAGAUCUCAAGAGCUACCUGCGCUCUCUGCGCAAAGAAAACAGCAACAGCCAGGUCCUACCCCCACUCAAAAAGAUGAUCCAGAUGGCAGGGGAAAUCGCUGACGGCAUGUCGUACCUAAAUGCCAACAAAUUUGUCCACAGAGAUCUGGCUGCCAGGAACUGCAUGGUAGCUGAGGACUUCACUGUGAAGAUUGGAGAUUUUGGCAUGACCAGAGAUAUAUAUGAGACGGAUUACUACCGAAAAGGAGGAAAGGGCCUGCUGCCUGUCCGCUGGAUGUCUCCAGAGUCGCUGAAAGAUGGCGUGUUCACUACAACGUCUGAUGUCUGGUCAUUUGGUGUCGUGCUGUGGGAGAUCGCCACCUUAGCAGAACAGCCUUACCAGGGCAUGUCCAAUGAACAAGUGCUGCGCUUUGUCAUGGAGGGAGGACUCUUGGACAAACCUGACAACUGCCCUGACAUGCUGUUUGAGCUGAUGAGGAUGUGCUGGCAGUAUAAUCCCAAGAUGCGUCCGUCCUUCCUCGAGAUCAUCAGCAGCAUCAAAGAAGAUCUGGAUCCUCCCUUCAGGGAAGUGAGCUUCUUCUACAGCGAGGAGAACAAGCCGCCGGACACCGAGGAGCUGGACAUGGAGGUAGAAAACAUGGAAAACAUUCCACUGGACCCUGCAUCCACCAGGCAGCCCUCUGCUACUGUCGCCGCCCCCUCAUCGGGGUGUACAGGAAGCACGCCGCCUCCUUCUACCCAGCAGUUAUCCCCCAUGCAAGGCCCGAGUACUCCGUUACUGGGACUUGUGUCUCCCUCCUCCCCGGGCCCAGUUGCGUCAGCGUCUCCAGGCCAAGCCUUGGACAAGCACUCAGGACAUGUUUCGGCCAACGGGCCUGUGGUGGUACUCCGGCCCAACUUUGACGAGAUACAACCCUAUGCACACAUGAAUGGGGGCAGAAAGAACGAACGGGCGUUACCACUGCCCCAGUCGUCGGCCUGCUGAUAUCAGACCAGCCCCUCCUCCUCCUCCUCUAACACAGGGUAACACAAACCUUUCCUCCAUCUCUUAAGGAGGGAUGGAUGAGGUAAGGAAUGACUUUCUUCUACUGUGUGCCAGUAGAUUGUCUCUCCACUUCUUAAAAGGUCAAACAUAAAGUCUAAAAACUGACAAAAAGUACAGAAACCUGCUAAAGAAUAUGGAGUUUGGUGGCUCAGACUCUGGGGAACUCCUUUGUGUGCUGCCUGUAUUUCAGUUGUUGUUACAUAAGGAAAACAAUACAGGCACGCAUCUUGACAUGAACUUAAAGAAAAAACUUUUUUUUAGCAUAUCUGCCAGCAAAUCCAACAGAAGAGCACUUUUUUUCCUGAUGAUUUCAGAGAGGAUGUUGUGGAUAUCGGAGUGUGUAUUUAAACACAUGAUCCUCUCUGUAAUAUGGCAUAGCCCCAUUUCUAAAUGACUUUGUUUGCAUGAGCAGACCCACUCAUGUCACAUGAGGAUGCCUCAAUUAGAAUGUUUGGACUAAGAUCAUUGUUUCAUUUUCCUGUUGAUAUUUCUAUGAUCCCGUCAGCAGCGGGUCAAAAUGGAAGAGGAGGGCCUAUUGUGUAUCUGCCAAACUAUUGCCAAAUCAAGCUUUUUCUUCAGUUUCAUACAGGUCUCCCUUAUUGUUUAAGGCUGUGAUUCAGAGUUAAGAUAAGUCUGUCUAGGGAACAAUACCAACAUUGUUUGGUGGUUUUGAUUCAGACGUCAUGCUUAUCUUUAGUACUAAGUGUGUGUGUGUGUGUGUGUGUGUGUGUGUGUGUGUGUGUGUGUGUGUGUGUAUUUAUCACAGGACAGAAUACAGUGUUACUGUUGAGAAUAGCUGCAUUCACACCUGCAGGAAAAAGUUUUCAGAGUCUGCAUUGGGGCUUUAAUCAAAUUUAAAGUUAAUGUUUUUUUCAUAUCAAUUGACAUAAUAGCGGUAAUAAUUAAUUUUAAGAUGAUUAUCAAACCCAAACAAAGACUUUAUCAAAAUAACUUUGAAAUGUCAUAUUUUCAUUAAGUUGAAUCAUAAUCUGCAACUAAUUAAAGUCGAUUAAAGUAAUAAAAAAAAAGCCCAAAUUGAAUUGGUUCUCCAGUUCCUAACCUCUGUGUGAGGAUUUGCUGCUUGCUGUCUUAAGUGAUAGUAAACUGGAUAUGUUUGGGUUUUUUUUUUUACAAGCAAUUGGCAGAUUAGUUAAAAAUGAAAAUAAUCAUUAAUUGCAGCCCUAUCUUUUCAUAUAAUCACAUUUGAAAAGCCAGCAUGCUGUUUGCCUUACCAAAAUGUUGUGUUUCAAGUCCAUUCAGAUCUAACUAAACAGACUAAUGAAAAUGUUCCCCUUCAUCACGUGUACAUAUGGGGAACAUACACACUGAGUCAGCCAACUCUGAAUCACAGCCUCAGUCUUUCUUUGUUUAAAUAAAGAACAAAAAUCUAAACAAAGAAUGAUAAGUCUCACACAGCAAAUAACUGAACUUCGCAAUCAAGGGAUACGACUUUGCCUCCCCUUUCAUAAAUCCAAAUAAAGUGUGCAUUUCAUGUGGGAGGUGAAAAUCGUUCUCUCUGAUACUGCUGUUCAAAUUAAAUGGCACCAAAUACACCACAACAGACAGACAGAGUGUAAGACCUGAGACAGAAAACGAGAAGGCGUUGGAUGGGAUUUUAGUAGCCUAGAGACAACUUUUAAAUCACAGCAGGUCUCUUUUAAAAUAGUCAUUAGUUUCUCUACAUUUCAAACACAUAUAAAGUUCUUACAGUUGUAUUUCAGACUGCAGGAUCGAUUUUAUACACAUCAUUGGUUUUGUCACUUUUUUAAACCUUUUUACGGUUCAAAAUGUUUGCCUCUAUGUCUGUACAGAACAAAGCUGCUAUUUUAUUCUUUUUCUCUUUUGGAUGUU
Perca fluviatilis (European perch) is the source of this 7173-nucleotide messenger RNA. RefSeq names its product insulin-like growth factor 1a receptor (gene igf1ra). The coding region runs from base 1009 to 5262 and encodes 1417 amino acids. Lineage: Eukaryota; Metazoa; Chordata; Actinopteri; Perciformes; Percidae. Gene Ontology annotation, molecular function: insulin receptor substrate binding; ATP binding; insulin receptor activity. Gene Ontology annotation, biological process: positive regulation of kinase activity; insulin-like growth factor receptor signaling pathway; positive regulation of MAPK cascade. Gene Ontology annotation, cellular component: insulin receptor complex; axon; membrane. The transcript is spliced from 21 exons. The record is from RefSeq and is a predicted model, not a curated record.